Molecule: messenger RNA, 1968 nt
Organism: Budorcas taxicolor (takin)
Lineage: Eukaryota; Metazoa; Chordata; Mammalia; Artiodactyla; Bovidae
Gene: SLC26A7
Product: solute carrier family 26 member 7
Exons: 18
Coding region: 1-1968 (655 amino acids)
Biological process (GO): transmembrane transport
Cellular component (GO): membrane
Molecular function (GO): sulfate transmembrane transporter activity; chloride transmembrane transporter activity; bicarbonate transmembrane transporter activity
Source: RefSeq, a predicted model, not a curated record
AUGACGGGGGCAAAGAGAAAAAAGAAAAGCAUGCCCUGGAGCAAGAUGCGUAUGCCCCGUUGUGAAGACUUUAAACAGUGGUGCAGACGGCGGCUGCCUAUUUUGGAGUGGGCGACACAUUACAGUCUGAAAGAAAGCUUGCUUCCGGACACUGUUUCUGGGAUGAUGCUGGCAGUUCAACAGGUGGCACAAGGGCUGGCCUUUGCGGUUCUGUCAUCCGUGCACCCGGUGUUUGGCUUGUAUGGGUCUCUGUUUCCCGCCAUCAUUUACGCCAUAUUUGGAAUGGGGCGUCAUGUUGCCACAGGCACUUUUGCCUUGACAUCCUUAAUAUCAGCUAAUGCAGUGGAACGACUUGUCCCUCUGAGCAGUCAGAACCUCACCACACGCAGUAACACAAGUGUACUGGGAUUAUCUGACUUUGAGAUGCAAAGGAUCAGUGUUGCUGCAGCUGUUUCCUUUCUUGGCGGUGUGAUUCAGGUGGCCAUGUUUGUGCUCCAACUGGGUAGUGCCACAUUCCUGAUUACAGAGCCUGUGGUCAGUGCAAUGACAACUGGGGCUGCCACCCAUGUCGUGACUUCACAAGCUAAGUAUCUCUUGGGAAUGAAAAUGCCAUAUAUAUCUGGACCACUUGGAUUCUUUUAUAUCUAUGCAUAUAUCUUUAAGAACAUCAAGUCUGUGCGACUGGAAGCACUGCUCUUAUCCUUGCUAAGCAUUGUGGUACUUGUACUGGUUAAAGAGCUGAAUGAACAGUUUAAGAGGAAAAUUAAAAUUAUUCUUCCUGUUGACUUAGUUUUGAUGAUUGCUACAUCUUUGACUUGCUAUUGUACCAAUAUGGAAAACACAUACGGAUUGGAAGUAGUUGGUCAUAUUCCAAAAGGGAUUCCUCCACCUCGAGCUCCCCCAAUGAACAUCCUCUCUGCGGUCAUCACUGAAGCCUUUGGAGUGGCACUUGUCGGCUAUGUGGCCUCACUGGCUCUUGCGCAAGGAUCUGCCAAAAAAUUCAGAUAUUCAGUUGAUGACAAUCAGGAAUUCCUGGCUCAUGGCCUCAGCAACGUGAUCGCUUCGUUCUUCUUCUGUAUUCCAAGUGCGGCUGCCAUGGGAAGAACUGCUGGCCUCUACAGCACAGGAGCAAAGACACAGGUGGCUUGUCUAAUAUCUUGCCUUUUUGUCCUGAUAGUCAUCUAUACAAUAGGGCCUUUGCUUUACUGGCUGCCCAUGUGUGUUCUUGCAAGUAUUAUUGUUGUGGGACUGAAGGGAAUGCUAAUACAGUUUCGAGAUUUAAAAAGAUAUUGGAAUGUGGAUAAAAUUGACUGGGGCAUAUGGGUCAGUACAUACAUAUUUACAAUAUGUUUUGCUGCCAAUGUUGGGCUGCUGUUUGGUGUUGUGUGUACCACAGCUAUCGUGAUUGGUCGCUUCCCAAGAGCAAAUACUCUGAGUACAAAAAAUAUGAAAGAGAUGGAAUUUAAAGUGAAGACAGAAAUGGAUGAUGAAACCCUGCAGCGGGUGAAAAUUAUCUCAAUAAACAACCCACUUGUUUUUCUGAACGCAAAGAAGUUCCAUAAUGAUAUAAUGAACAUAAUCCAAAAAGAAAAUACUGGAAACCAACCACUUGAUGAAAUCAGAAAGUAUGAACAAAGCACAUUGGUCAGUUCUCUGAGUGGCAUUUGCAACGAAGAAGCUACCCAGCCCUGCCUGAAUCCGAAGUGUUCUUUAAUCCUGGAUUGCAGUGGAUUGACCUUUUCUGACUAUACUGGCGUCUCCAUGCUUAUUGAGGUUUACAUGGACUGUAAGAACAAGAGUGUGGAUGUGUCUUUGGUCCAUUGCACAGCUUCCUUGAUAAAAGCAAUGAAAUACUGUGGAAACCUAGAUUCAGAGAAGCCAAUUUUUUUUGAAUCAGUAUCUGCUGCGAUAAGUAACAUGCAUUUAAAUAAGAAUUUGAGCAUACUCAGUGACCACAGUGAAAUCUGA